This is a messenger RNA of Megalops cyprinoides (Indo-Pacific tarpon), 1448 nucleotides long. It is a transcript of the gene bphl, whose product is annotated as biphenyl hydrolase like. The transcript is spliced from 7 exons. NCBI's taxonomy places the organism in Eukaryota, Metazoa, Chordata, Actinopteri, Elopiformes, Megalopidae. The record is from RefSeq and is a predicted model, not a curated record. Bases 566 to 1339 code for a protein of 257 amino acids.
UGUAAAUGUUGUUCGUGUACUUUCCUUUCUCAACCUGUAGUCACCUACUCUUUCGGGAACCGGCGUUUCGCUUGCUUGCAAAUGUCUUGUAUGAAGCGAAUAGCUCUAGGUUCCAAGCUGGACGGAUAGUGGGGGCGUUGCCUGAAAGUGUAAGGUCCACACAGCGGCUCUUCUCAGCAAGGAACUUAAAAAAUGUAAUGUACUAGUUCAGUAGAGACAGAAGAAAAAUUGUAAGGUUAAAUGUAGAAUCUUGCGCAGUAAAGUUAAGUGGAUGCUUAUCUUCUAAGACAUUAGCGAAUGACAUGUUAAAAUCUCCUAAACUGCCGGGUGUAUAAAUGCUUAAUGUCUUGUAGCAAGUUAUGAAAUCCUAAUCUACUUUUAGUUUUUUUCGUUUAAAUUAAAAAUAACCCUGACUGACACUUCUUGUAAACCACUGUUUGAGAAGGGAAGACACUUUCAACACUACGGAAGCGCGAAAGGUACAAAAGCCAUCAACCAUAAAAUUCCAGCAAUUUAAAAUGCCUGUUUACUUCAGAAGAAACACGGACUCUGCGCUGAUGAUAACAUGUCCUCUAUAAUAUCAGCUAAACAGAAAAUAAAUGGAGUGGACUUGUUUUACCAACAAACUGGAAGAGGACAGCAUGCUGUCUUGCUACUUCCUGGAGCAUUAGGAAGUGGACAGACUGAUUUUGGCCCUCAGUUGAAGUCUCUGAACAAAGAGCAUUUCACAGUGGUGAGCUGGGAUCCCAGAGGGUAUGGACACUCCCGGCCGCCCCAGAGAGACUUCCCCCUGGAUUUUUUUGACAGAGAUGCCAAAGAUGCCGUGGACCUGAUGCUGGCUUUAAAGUUUAAGAGGUUCUCUUUGCUGGGCUGGAGUGACGGUGGAAUCACUGCACUGAUUGCAGCAGCUCGAAACCCCUCCCUCAUCAACAAGCUGGUUGUCUGGGGAUCCAAUGCUUAUGUCACAGAGGAAGACCUAAAGAUUUAUAACGCGAUCAGGGACGUGUCCACGUGGAGCGAGAGGAUGAGGAAGCCCAUGGAGGACAUGUACGGGGCCCGGGACUUCGCCAAAAUCUGGGAGGCCUGGGUGGACGGCAUCAGCCAGUUUGCCCAGAGACCCGACGGGAGCAUCUGUCGAGAGCUACUUCCUCUUAUCAGCUGCCCUACCCUGAUCGUGCAUGGAGGGAAGGACCCCAUGGUGCCUGGCUUCCACCCUCAGUACCUCCUGCAGCGCAUCCGGGGCUCUCGACUGCAUCUGAUGCCGGAAGGGAAACACAACCUGCACUUGAGGUUUGCUGCCGAGUUCAACCAGCUGGUGGAAGAAUUUCUCGGUGACUGACAAUAAUAAUCUGAAAUUAUAUGCAGAAGAAUCAGACUCCCAUCAAAAAUGUCACAGUAUUUCAUUUCAUUGAGUUACACAAUUCUGAGUAUGACCUUUCACUGUGAAA